CGCCACGGCUUCGCUCUCGUUGGGGGUAAAUGGCCAGCGGCCCCGCCCCGUGCCAGUUUCACACAUGGCCGCCAUGAGCCUACUGCGGCGGGCAGCGGCCGCUUUGGGAACUCGCACGGUCCUGUUCAGGGCGGCAGGUGGGGGACGCGUCUCCUUGCUGGGCAGGAAUGUCGUGUCCUCCGGCAUCAUCGCUGCAGUACGACAUGCAAGCCAUGGGAAAAGAAUGUUUGUCAUCACGCCAACAGAUUUCUAUGAUAAACGAUUUCUGAGGUUGCUGAGAUUCUAUAUAUUAUUACCUGGGAUACCAUUAGCAGUACUUAUAACGUAUGUCAACAUCUUCAUUGGUGAAGCUGAACUUGCAGAAAUUCCAGAAGGUUAUGUUCCAGAGCACUGGGAAUAUCACAAACAUCCUAUAACGAGGUGGAUUGCUCGUUAUCUCCUUGAUUCUCCUGAAAAGGAAUAUGAAAAAAUGUUGGCCAUAGUUGAUACUGAAGCUAAAAAAACUGACCUAAGACUGAAGGAAUUGGAGGCACGUCGACUAAUGAGAGAGAGGGGAGAUGGGCCCUGGUAUUACUAUGAGACCCCUGAUAAAAAUCUUAUUGAUCAUUCUGCUAAAGCAACUCCUGACAAUUAAGCAGUUAGUCCACUGUUCCAAAAGAGCACCCACAAAUAGUGACUGAAUAAUGUAAUGUGUAUCCUCUUGUUACUUGCUGACUUAAAUAAAAUUUAUUUUUCAGUGUUGAUUCUAGUAAGUUUUUAAAUAGACAAAACUUGUUGCUAAUCAUGUACAGCUGUGAAAUGUGUACAGAUGGAGAGAAUGGCUCUCAUGUCAGUUGCUAAUAGUCUGUUUCCCAAAGGUGUCAGUAGUUGAUUCUGGGUUUGUAACACAUUUUCCCCCCCAGAGGACGGUGGUCACCAGCUCAUUUCACCAGGCCAUCAAACAGCCAGACUGACCUGAGCUAGAUUGGAACAAGUAUCUGAAAGGUAAAAGACUCUAUUCCAUUACCAAACCAUUUGAUUUGUCUCUUAUAUAGUCCCAUACCUAAUUUUAAAUGAAAUGUAUGAGAAAAUAAAUCAUAACUUUAUAUUUUUUGGAUAGUAAUACAUUAAAUAUAAGUCAAAGCACUUUUUAAUUGUGAAAUAUUUCAUAGAAUGUAAAUUAAGUGAUUUUUGUAAAAAUUAAAUCUUCAGUUCUUUGGAACAUUUCAGAUUCAAAAGCUCCAUCUCUAUCACUAUAGACAACUCCACUAUCUUCCCUGCCAGUCAGGCUCACAACCUUGUUAUAACAGUCUUCACUCUCAUUGUUUCAUAUCCAAACUCUGGCCAUAGCCUUUUACUGCUUCCUCUACAUCCCUACAAAUAACCUUCCUUCCUCACCACUCAGGCCAUGCUACUCUCCUCUAUGAAUCUCUUCAUUAGCUUCUUGCCUUCCUCCUCAGUUUCAAACCUCCCACCAUCAUCUUUAAGGCUCUGCAUAACUCAGUGACAGUCUGCUCUCAUUUCCUCCUAUCUCCAACCAUUUCCGUAUCGCCUAUGGUCUUCCUAAAUGCCCCUUUUACCUCUUUCUUCAACUUGUGUCUAACCUCUGAGGUUAGACACUCCCUCCCUGUAAAGCCAAUUCCUCUGAAAGAUACUCCUUCCACAACGCUUUUCAACACUGCUGUGUGGCCUUUUUUUUUUUCUUUUCUUUAAACAAGGUUU
Molecule: messenger RNA, 1701 nt
Organism: Gopherus evgoodei (Goodes thornscrub tortoise)
Lineage: Eukaryota; Metazoa; Chordata; Testudines; Testudinidae
Gene: NDUFB5
Product: NADH:ubiquinone oxidoreductase subunit B5
Exons: 6
Coding region: 65-634 (189 amino acids)
Source: RefSeq, a predicted model, not a curated record